AUGCAGCAUUCGUCUUCUCCAGCCACCAACUCUCCUUGGGCAAAGAAUCACAAACUGAUCUAUUGGUUGAUUCUCAGCGGCCCGGCAAAGGGUUAUAUCGAAGCGCUCGAACAGCGUCUCGCAGUUACCGAGGCCGUGCUUCUUCAGCUGCUCCAAGUGUCAGGUGACAACGUUUUGCAAGAUGCCUUCAAGCAUGAACCCAGCAGAAGAACGGAUGUUUCAAACAUUUCAUCCGCAGCAACUACAACAACUGACGCGGCAGGCCGAAUAGAGGCCAAGAAGACGGGCACAAUCGCCCAUUGGGACAACUUUCCCCUGAAUACGGCAGACGAUGUGAAGCGCUGGGCAGGCGAAGUCCUCGGGCACAACACUGGUAACCAAGCUGGCAAUCGUACCGGCAGCAUCGCCAUAAACGGCACGGCCCUUGAAGAAGCGAAUCCGACGACGUCGUUUGAAUCAUAUCCUGCCCCAUCAGAUCCGUUGCCAAAGAGCCUAGCCGAGGCGGGCUCGAGAGCCAGCGCCGAAGCAUUUCCGCCUCGAUCGUUGGAGCCGGUAGCGACAGCCCUACCAACUGCCGCAGAGUCGGUGUUGGGUUCUGGCACGAUGUUUGCGAGGGAUAUGGCGCCACAAGGCGAAGUGUUUGACUUGUCUCAAGAUUUCAGACGGCAGUUUGUAUGGUAA
Molecule: messenger RNA, 681 nt
Organism: Trichoderma gamsii
Lineage: Eukaryota; Fungi; Ascomycota; Sordariomycetes; Hypocreales; Hypocreaceae
Exons: 1
Coding region: 1-681 (226 amino acids)
Source: RefSeq, a predicted model, not a curated record